Messenger RNA from Patiria miniata (bat star), 1520 nucleotides. RefSeq names its product solute carrier family 66 member 3-like. The transcript is spliced from 7 exons. The record is from RefSeq and is a predicted model, not a curated record. Bases 48 to 689 code for a protein of 213 amino acids. NCBI's taxonomy places the organism in Eukaryota, Metazoa, Echinodermata, Asteroidea, Valvatida, Asterinidae.
CUGCAUUUACACGGGAUACCAGGGAAAGACAUUACAGAAAUUUAAAGAUGGCGGCGUCCACAGAAGGAGGUUUGCCGACUUCGGCACUGUUUGUAAUCAACCUUUUAUGCGUUGUUCCUUGUGUGGUGCUCAAGGUUCCACAAUUGUGGUCACUCUACGCGUCAAAGUCUGCAAGGGGAGUUAGUCUGCCGAGUGUGAUACUUGAAUUAAUUAGUUACACCAUUUUUGCUGUGUACAUGUUUGUGCACUCUCUGCCCCUCAUGCAGUAUGCUGAGUACUUGUUCCUGAUUGUGCAAGUGUGGGUUGUUAUUCUGAUGAUGCUGCAUUACAUGGACCAAGUUCAUUUCAGCCUUCUUCCUUACAGUGCUUUAUAUUUUAUCGCCGUUUGGAUCGUAGGAUCGGGCUUGACUCCAAACUGGUUCGUAGCUCUACUGCUGACGCUGUCAACACCCAUCUCCGCUAGCGGCAUGAUUGUCCAGAUUUUAGCCAUUUACCGAAUCAAGGAUUCAGGUUCCGUUAGCUUCUCAUCGUGGUUCAUAUCUUGGGCUACUGGAUUUUUACGAUUGAUCACCUUCAUUGUAGCUGGAGAUAUGUUAGUUGUUUCCAGCUACGUCGUCACUAACUCCCUACGGGCGGCAGGAUGCGCCGUAAUAUACUACUACCAACCAUCGCCCAAGAAAUUCAAGUGAAGAGUAGUCACGGCCAGAACACACUUUAUCAGCUGCCUUUUUACCGCCAAAAUGCCUCAAACGGUUGUAUGCAUGUAAAGAUAACUUUCAUUCAGGACUUUUUAAUAAUUGUACGUGGACAAAAUAUUACCAGCCACAACAUAUAGUUGUGCAAGUAGGGUGCCUUCAGCGUUGAAACUAUGCAUGAAAAAAAAAAAAAAUGUGCUACUUUAGAUUCUAAAUAACUGUUGUUUAUUAAUGGAAUGAAACCAAUAUUUCAGAUCAUGUAAACAAGGCAUGACAAAUUUUAUGGAGCGAGUUUCAUCAGCUUUGUGCAAGAGGGCGAGAUUUAAACGCCAUAUGAAUAAAACACUCACUUUCAGAAUCUGCCACUUUUGACUUGGCAUCUUCCAAUCGCAAUACAGCGCUGGAGACGGUGGUGGAAGGCCCCUGCUGCAGGAUCACCCCUGAUGUCAUUGCGCACCUCGAUCGUUUGGCGCAACUCAUAAUCGAGGAGGUGUGCAGUGACAUCAGGGGUGAUCCUGCAUUCCUUCAGAAGCUUUCGGCCGCAGCAUGCUUCCGCCACCCUCUCCAGCGCUGUAUCAACAAUCUGAAAGUGAGUAGUUUUUUUAUAUGGCGUUUAAAUCUCACCCUCUUGCACAAAGCUGAUGAAACUUGCUCCAUACAAUUUGUCAUGCCUUGUUUACAUGAUCUGAAAUUUUGGUUUAAUUCCAUUGGUAAACAACAGAGUUAUUCAGGAUCAAAAGUAGGACAAAACAUUUUUUGACACGUAGUAUUACUGAUUAAGGUAGGCUCCUUAAGUGGAACCAAAAUUGGAAUGAAAAUACCAUU